This is a messenger RNA of Humulus lupulus (European hop), 741 nucleotides long. RefSeq lists its product as uncharacterized. The record is from RefSeq and is a predicted model, not a curated record. NCBI's taxonomy places the organism in Eukaryota, Viridiplantae, Streptophyta, Magnoliopsida, Rosales, Cannabaceae. The transcript is spliced from 2 exons. Gene Ontology annotation, molecular function: nucleic acid binding; zinc ion binding. The coding region runs from base 19 to 735 and encodes 238 amino acids.
CAUUUAGGCUGCGCCGACAUGGACUACGCAAUAAGGAAGGACGAACCUGCUGCAAUCACUGCGACUAGCACUGCUGCUCAGAUCGCACUAUAUGAGAAAUGGGAGCGGUCCAAUCGCCUCAGCAUCAUGUUCAUCAUGUCCAAGAUCCCUCUGGGAAUGCGUGGAUCGGUGGAGCAACCUGAGAAAGUCAAAGACUUGAUCAAACUGAUCGAUGAGCAGUUCGACACUUCGGACAAACCACUUUACAACAACCUCAUCCACCAGUUCUCAUCCACAAAACUCACCGGUGUCAAAGGAGUUAGAGAACAUAUUUCAAAGAUGAGGGACAUUUCUGCUCAACUGAAGAAACUCGAUGUAGUCAUUCCUGAAACCUUCCUGGUCCACUACAUCCUUAACCAUCUUCCACCUCAAUAUGGGCCUUUCAAAAUUUCCUACAACACACAUAAGGACAAAUGGACUAUCAAUGAACUGAUAACCAUGUGUGCUCAAGAAGAAGCAAGGCUCCUGCAGGAACAAGGUGAAAGUGCUCACAUGGCCACCCAAGGCAAGAAACGCAAACCAUCCAAGAAGGACAAGGGGAAAAAUAAAGUGCCUCCCCAAGGCGAUAUAAAGAAGGAUUCCAUCAAAUGUUUUUUCUGCAAAAAGAAGGGACAUGCGAAAAAGGAAUGCGCCAAGUUCAAGAAAUGGAUGGACGACAAAGGGUUUACAAAACCUAAGGAAGCCAGUGGGAAGUGAGCAAAG